This is a messenger RNA of Ixodes scapularis (black-legged tick), 720 nucleotides long. RefSeq lists its product as uncharacterized. NCBI's taxonomy places the organism in Eukaryota, Metazoa, Arthropoda, Arachnida, Ixodida, Ixodidae. The record is from RefSeq and is a predicted model, not a curated record. The coding region runs from base 1 to 720 and encodes 239 amino acids. The transcript is spliced from 5 exons.
AUGCCGCCCAAGUACGACCGGCGAGCACAGACACAGCGUACCGAAAGCCGAUCCAACCUAGUUGGCAAGUUCACAACAUCCGUAAAGAAGUUCGUCCAGGAUGUCGAGUUCGAUCACACCCGCGAGGGAGCCGUGCAGACGAGCGAGAGGCUGUUCAUGGCCCAGGCCAAGGUGAGCGAGUCCUACCAGACGGUCAAGUGUGCCCUCAUCAGGCUCCACGAGAGGUACGAGGCCUCCAAGCCCGAAAGGAACAUCGUCCGACGCUACGCCCUCUUCAAGGCGAUGGUGAAGGACGUGACCUGCCUGGACACCCAGUACUGGGUGCUGCUGGAGCUGCCGCGCCAGGAGAAGCAGGAGCAGGUGAACGCGUACGUGCUGCGCGCCUGUGCCACGCUCGAGAAGGCCUCUGAGUCCAGGACGCAGGACGCCACCGCCAGGGCGCAGGCCGACGAGGAGGCCCGGGAACGAAAGCAGAGGCUGGACAGCAUGUCGGUGCAAGAGAUCGAGGACGAGAACGCCCAGUACAUCAACGACCUGUACCGGUUGCUGAAGAAGUACAGCAACCUGCGGGGCAUCGUGCACGGCCUGCAGAUCGCCUACACGGACGCCAAGGUGUACCCGUUCAUCCCGCGGUACAACAUGCUCAAGGAUAUGAUCAAAUGCGUGCUACGGGACCCCAGCUACAUGGAGGUCUGUCACGAGGAUAUCUCCAGGACCUAG